CUUGGGAGUGCGCGAACCCGGCUCGCUCGGAGCCCGGGAAAGGAGGAGUCCCCGGCUGCACCUGCGGGGGGAGGGCGCGGAGCCGCGGCGGCAGCAGCAGCAGCAGCAGCAGAAGCUCCCUCCCUCCCCCGCCUGCCUCGCCAGCGCCAAGUCAGCCGAAGGCAACCUCUCCCACCCCGCGCCGCCCACCCACUUUGGAGGAUCGCGACGCCCGGGGCUCCUUUCCGCAUCUUCGGAGCUUGGAAAGCGGGCAAUUCUGGCGUUCAUGUCACCCCGUGGCCUGGGAAGACCAGCUCAAAGGGUCUUGUGCUGGAAGGGAAUCUAAGAUGAAUUUAUGGGAUGUGGUGACUGUCUGCGUGGUGCUACUCAACUCGAUCUCGACCUUUCCGCUUCCCGCUGGUAAGAGACCUCCUGAAAAGGCCCGCACAAUGCUAGGAAGAGCUGAAGAAGACCACACUACCAGCAGGCUGCUGAAUCCCUACGCUGGCCAAAUGGAUUCUAAUAUGCCUGUGGAUUAUCCCAGCCAACUUGAGGAUGUGAUGGAUUUUAUUCAAACCACUUUAAAAAGACUGAAGAGGUCACCAGAUAAACCACGUUUCUCCAAACGGGAAAGAAAUCGGCAAAAUGCAGGAAGGAACAAUAAUUCCAGCAACAAGAAAGGACGGAGAGGUCAAAGGCUCAAAUCUCGGGAUUGUGUCUUAAGUGAGAUUCACUUAAAUGUGACUGACUUGGGUUUGGGAUACACUACCAAAGAAGAAUUGAUUUUCCGUUAUUGUAGUGGUUCGUGCGAGUCUGCUGUAACCCUGUAUGACCAAAUUUUAAACAAUUUAACCCAAAAUAAAAAGUUGGUCAGUGACAAAAUCAGGCCACAGCCUUGUUGCAGACCCAUUGCUUAUGAUGAUGACCUUUCAUUUUUGGACGAUGACCUAUCGACUUAUCACAUACUGAGGAAACAUUCCGCUAAAAAAUGUGGGUGCGUUUGAUGUCCUUGUGUGUUUGGACACUGCUAUGAUAUUGCAUUCCUGCUAAAAUGGGCAAAGAAGGGGACCAAGGCUCCCAAGGAAAGAAAAGAUUGCCUUCAAAUGAAGGAAGAGGACCAAGUAUACAGGAGAACAACACCUGUGGGAGCCUGGUUGAUGGAAAUCCAGCACGGGAUAAUUGGUGAAGAUACAACAUGUUGGAGCUUUUUGUUUCUACAGGAAGGCAAAUAGACAUCAAUGCUCAGGGGCUGAGAUCCACAAUGAAUGGGAAUUACUUACACCAUUGGUUUUGAGAUGAUCCACCAUUGGCAAAACUUGGCCAAACAGGUGCUUAUCAACACAAGCUCCCUUCCUUCUUCUUUUUUUUUUUUUUUUUUUGUCCUCCAAAAUAGAAGUUGAUCUAAUUAUCACAGGCCUUAUUCCCAAUCUGAAGGCAUAAUCUGUCUUUCAUAUUAAUAAGAAUGUGUUUUAUGAUCAGCCGCAGGGGCUUCUGGGGGGGAGGCGGAGUCAACAAUGUCAGAUUGGCAAGCAUGAUCAGAUGACUGAGGUUCCAACCCUUUUUAAAUUUGUGUGAUGCAUGUUAAAAAGGAUCAAUGCUUUGAUUACCCAGCCAUAUUCAUGACUUUGCUCUUGUUGAUCUCUUUCCUCUUAGACACCCUUGAUCUAAACCUUCCCUAACCUUGUAUCCUCUAGUUAUGUGGACUGGGUUUCCAGAAUUCUUCAUAAUGGCUAUGCUGGCUGAAGCAUUCUGGAAACUCGGAUCCCAGGUUGAGGAAAGCCACUGUGAACAAUCCUGAGGAAUUUAUCAGGAUAUUUGAGAUGGAAGAGUGGAAUAUAUAGAAAUGUUAUAAUGAAUAAAACACACAUGAUGAUAGGAGGAAAUUAUCAUAGCAGAACUCUCUGUUCAUAUAAAUUGCUGGCUAAAUUUGUCCAGCUUGAGAACUGAUAGUUCCCAACAAUUCACUCAGCACUUUUUUGAUACUUGUUUAUGGAAGCCUACAAUUGUAGACCUUUAUCUUCCAUUGCUAAUAAUCUCAUUAAGAAAUCCGUCAAAAAAAUCUAAACUUGAAAUCCUGCCCUUCAUUUACAGACCACUUAGCCAAAUUGCACAUCAGAACAUCCCUCUUUUCUGUGAUGUAAAGAUAAUAACAAGCUUCUUUCCCUGUGCCUUAUGAAUAAUACAAAAUUAUUCUACCCAUAGCAAUUGGUCAGAAAGGAGACUCACAACAGAGUCCUCCAGUUACAAAGCUUCAAGUGGAGUUACAUAUAAAUUGAAAGCAAUGCCAUAUUUUUAUAUACAGGUAGUCCUCAAUUUAUAAUCAUUCACUCGCCGACCAUUUGAAGUUAUUAGCACUGAAAAAGAAGAUUUACAAAUGGUCCUCACACUUAUGACCAUUGAAGCAUUCUGAGGUCAUGCGAUCACCAUCUGUGAUCACCUUCCCAGCUGGCUUCCAACAAGCAAAGUCAUGGGUGAAGCCGGAUUCACUUAACAGCUGUGUGAUUCACUUAAUAACUGGAGUGAUUUGCUUAACAACCAUGACAGAAAAGGUCGUAAAAUCGAGUGUGGCUCACUUAACAAUCAUCUUGCUUAGCAACAGAAAUUCUGGUCUCAGUUGUAGGCUUAAAUCAAGGACUACCUGUAUUGAGAAGAAGUCAAGCUCAACUUUUAGUUAUAUUGCUAAAUUCUAAAGAAACAAUUAUUAAAAGGAUGGAGGAUUUCUAAAAGCUAACUAAUUUAGAAUGUAACUGAAAAAGAAUUAAUGUUAGAGGGAGAGAGAUGUUACCCUUUCUGUUUCCCAACAUAGCAGGCUGUGUUUUUAAUCACCUGUCUAGCAAAAUGCCAUUUUAAAAAUGUGGAUCUUUUAUUGGUUUACAGAAGGACUAAGGUCACUUACUUAAUGAACUACAUUUUUAUUUGCGGUCAUCGUGAGUGAAGAGAAAGACUACUUGGUGCAAUGCAUCCUGUUAAAGUCAAAUCUAGAGAAAAUAUUUAUUGAGAUUUAAGUUAUUAUUAUUAUUUAUUACAGUUCAGACAUGAGUUUCAGUUUCAUUAUUUAUUAACGCUUCUUUCUUCAAAAGAAGUGCCAAAGUUACAAUGAGGUAGUAAUGCUGGGAUCAAGGUAUAUGGUUUUUCUUUUUAAAAAAAGUAUUAAGAAUUAAUAUCAGGAAUGAAAUCUGUUGUUUUUUUAAAAAAAAAAAAUCACUUACUUUACCAUUUGAACAAAAAUCAUGGAAGCUCAGUUGGAUAGUACUUCAUCAUACUCGUUGCAAUAUAUUUUAUCAUUGAUCUUCUUUAACUAGUUGAAAAUCUGAAGGUUCCCUAACUUCUGACAAUGCUGUUUGUUAUCUGGGGGGGGGAAGGGGGCAAGUACUAUUAAAAAAAAAAGAAAAUAUCACAAACAAGAAUAUUCUAAUAGCUGAAUUUCCUGUCAGAGAUUAAUGAGUUUAACUUUGAGGUGUCUCUUCCUUGGCCUCAUUCAGUAUAGGAAAGUGAUUGCAGGCUAUCAAAGAUGAGCUAUUUGAAAUAAUUUAGUGAUAGCUUUCAAACAGCUGAGCUAUAUUCAUUUCAAAGACUAUUAUCUUCAGUAAGAGGCAGUUCGGUCAACUGAUGCAGACUGUUGUAUGCAGUAGAUGAACAUCUGCAUCCAUGCAUGCAUAUAUAUUUAAGAUGAUGUUCUUUUAAAUCAUCUGAAGUGCAUUUCAGUGCAAAUCUGCAUAUAAAUUGUUGGAUAUCCAAGCUUGUAUCAUUUGGCAUGACCCCUAAAAUAACAACUAUAAAAGUAUCUAUUUGAAAGUGAUUUAGAGGUGAGGCAAACCCAUUGCAGCAAAGACUUAGUCACUGGUCACUUAGACGAGAAAGUUAAGUAUUUAUUUAAUGCUGUCUCAGUGAAGUGAACAAUAUUUGAUAGUGCCCAGUUUGCCUGGCGACUCUUAAUUUUCUACAUUAUUUCUACUUCAGAUCAGUGGUGGGAUUCAGCCAGUUCGCACCACUUCGGCAGAACUGGUAGCUAAUUUUUUGUUGCCCAGGCCCAGAAUAGAGCCUGGCAUCCACACAGAGAACUGGUUGUUCACAUAUUUGAAUUCCACCACUGCUUCAGAUGGAACAUAAUUAGUGGUGGGAUUCAAAUAUGGGAACACAAUGGUGGGAUUUAAAUUCUUGGAAUGCUCAUAUGAAACCUUUCUCCUAAGAAGCAUUUUAAAAAGUCCCUGUAUAGUAUUGAUCAAGAGCAUCCUAUACCUGGAAAGAUAUUCAUACUACCUGAACAUUUCACACAUUAUGAAAAGUAGUUAUGCAGUAUUUCUGUAAUCUUUGCAGAUAUUAAUUAGUUCCUAGUAUUGCUCUUAAGCUGCUAAAACAUUGUUUAAAUACACUUAGGAAUUUGAUCAAUGUUUCUAAUGGAGCGCUCCUUGUUUUUAAAUAGGACCAUGGGAAACAAAAUUUAAAUUGUGCAAAUUUUAGAAUCCUUAUUACCAUAUGACAAUAGCUCAUAAUAAACCAGAUCAUUUUAUCCUGUCUUUUGAUUCUGACUGACAAUAGCUAAGAAGAGUUUAUCUCCCAGGAUUCUUAUUUAAUGUUCUUAAAGCAGAGGUCCUAGGAAAUGAACCUAAGAUCUUACAUAUUUGAAGCUGGUUUGCUAUUUCUGCUGCUAUUGCCUACCAUAUUACUACUGAGAUAUAAUCAUCCCAAAGUGUUUUUUUCAAAGGGCAACCGGACUUUGUUUUUCCUUAAGUUAAACCAACAAUCCCAAAAGAAAUUCCCCUAGUUCUACAGUGUUCAGAAGUUUCUUCCAAGAAAAAAGAGAGUCAGUGUCUUUUAACUCUCUGGUAGAAACUCAACAACUAUUUCUUUGAUGUAGUAGAUAAAAUAUUUAUUGGAUUUGUAACACCAUGACACACAGAAAAUAAUUAAUGUGGAAUUUGAAAAAACCAUCAGCAUUUCAUAAGAUAAAGACCAAAGAGAAAAGAAAGCCAUGUUAUCUCAUUAUGCCAAAAACUAUAGAGCAUAUGUGAAUUAUCUAAUAAUGAAAAAAAUUAAAAAUGCACUCAACACCAAUUUAUCUGUAAUCAAAGUUUCAUGCAAAUGUAGCCUUAGUUUUUCACCAGAAAGCAAGUAAGAAGAAUUGAUGUCCCUAUUCAUUUGCCUGCAGAGAUGUCCUCAAGGUGGCAGCCACAAAUAGUGGGUUCCAAGUCCCACCAGUUUUUUAUGCAUAUCAUGUGUGCACAUAAAAAUACAGGUGGACCUUUGAUUAGGUUAUCAUAGAUGCUAUUGAAACCUUUUUGACUAAACCUGCAAAUACUAUUUUUUCAUGUCUGAUUCUGCUACCAUAGCAAAUGUACUACAGACCACCAUAAUUUUCAUCCAGAUAUUUUAAGUGCAAUUUCUAUCUCCUUUUGAUUCUUAUUUUUUUACAGUUGGUCUCCAUAAACAGAAGUGACUGAAAUCUAGAGAACAUACUGUAUAUCAUAUCCCAGAUUAUAACUCUACUCAUAUUAUCAUUAAAAAUAAGACUUCUAAAGUCAAUGGAACAUACUCCCAAGCCCAUCAUAUUAGUAUUCCACUGAAAUGAAAUAGAUUUAAAUUCAAUUAAUUUCCUUGGAAUGGAUAUAUGGGAAUUGUUUUAAAAAUAAUUCAAAGCACUUUGAUUUUGGAAAUGUCUAUAAGUAAUUUUGCUGUGCUGUGCAUACACUUCAUUCAUACGGCAUUUGCAUCUGAGAAAUAUCUAUUGCAAGAAUGGGAUCUGAGUAGGAUUUAAGCCAACAGUUCAGUAUAUCUCUGUCAUCAAGAAUGUGUUCCAUCCAUUUGGGAAAAGGUUUCUAAAGCUUCCAGCAAAAUAUUUUGAUUUUGUCCUAGGGAUGUUGACCUUUCUGUGGAUUACUUCUCACAUGCCUUCCUAAUGCUUGUCUUGAAGCCACUUUUUAUGCUGUGGCUCCAGAAAUUUGUGCAGCUAUUGUUAUCCAUGUUCAUUUAGAGAUAUAUUUGGCUGUGUUCAGCAGCAUUCCCAGUUAAAAUGAAAAGGAUCAUAUCCCUAGUUUUAAUUAUUUAAAAGGGCUACACCUGCUUCAAAACUGAUUCAAACAAGGGCUUCGGACUUCUUACACAGGCUUGAUAGCUCUCUGCUAUUUGCUAAAAAAAAGCUUUUCCCCCUGCCCCCCAGCAGGCCUCUAGAACAGGGGUCUCCAACCCCUAGUCCAUAGACCGGUACCAGGCCGCGGCAUGCCAGCAGCCGGUCUGUACAAACAAGCAAAGCCCCAUCUGUGAGAUACAGGCAGCACACAAAACCAUGCCCCCACCAGUCUGUGGAAAAACCUUUCUCCACGGAACCGGUCCCUGGUGCCCAAAAGGUUGGGGACCUCUGCUCUAGAACAAUCUCACUGCUUUAAGGAGAACAACUAUAAGCUGCCUUGCUGUCUAGCAGAGAGUCCUGCAUUCACAUUUGUGCAAGGUUCAAAGGACUUCUCUGAUAUACUUUUUGAAGCAUCCACAGUCCUAUAAGUUAGCAUAGACGAAGGCAGUCUAGGACCAUCCAGAUAUUUUGACCUAUAAGAGGGCAGGUCUCUUGCCAUCAGCCAUGCUGGUGAGGACCAAGAAUCAAUGAAAUCAAAACUGUUGAGCUACAGUAACAUAACCAGCUGCUACCCUAUAUUUCCACAUAUAAAUAGAUAUUAACAGCAUAGAUGCCUGUCUACUCAGAAGUAAAACUGAUUGCAUUCAAUGGGACUUAACUCUAAAGAGCAACCUCAGAAACUUUCAGCCAGAAUUAUUGUCACAUUUACUUCCAGUUUUAAUUUCCUUUCCUGUGUACCUCUGAUGUUUCCUGUAAGUCUGGCUUUCAUAGAGAGGAUUUAAACAUUUGUUUAAUAUUCCCACUGAAACAAAAGGAAUUUUACUGGAUUUUAUUCAAAAGAAAAACAAUGAUGAAGGAAUAGUGAUAGAACGGUCACAUGACAGGAUACAAGACUGCACGAAGGUUUAUCGUUUAAUGAGUUUCCACAAUCUGAAUCUUAACAUGGAAGGAAUACGUAUUGCCAACAGGCUGCAUUACAAACCAUCAGUCUAUUAAAUCUUGAUUGCUUGUGGGCAAGUCAGGACCAAUAGCAGUUUCACAUCUUGUAUGAAGCCAUAAUGUACUAAAUGUUUUAUUUUUGGCUUUUGUGAAGCUAUCUAACUGCUGUGUCAAAACCAUGGUUCAAUGGUUUAGUAGUGCAAUGUAUGAACCUCAUACUGUUUCCUGUAAGAUAAAUCAGCAAGACAUAAAUUCAGCUAGUUUGUUUUCUGAACAAUUAGCUGUCAUGUUUAGGAUAUGUUGUAAUUAUAUGACUGGUUUAUCUUUAAUCAUAGUAUGGUACUACUAUUUUUCAAUUGGAAAAAUCUAUUGGAUUUGAUGAUCUAAGAACAUUGGUUCCUAUUCUCAAGUUUUUCUGUAUGCAUGAGUACCGUUAUCUUUUCAGACAAGGGAGCCUGCAUAAGGCAAAAUGAUACCCUCAAAAUAUACAUCCAAACCAACCAGGGUAGCAGGUUCCAUCUUUUGUUAUGAAGCAUUCAAGCACCUUUACAGGAAUCAGUUUCACAUUUGCUGUGAGUCUCUUUCAGCAGCCAUUUCCCUCAGCCCUUUAAUGGCAGCCUAAUGCUAACAAACCAAAAAGGUAAAGUUUGUGAUUUUUUCCCACUCUGGAAAUAAGAAUUGAAAAAAACAAAACAGAUAGUUAUUGGGGAUUUUUACUUCACCUCCAAUUUACGUCUCAGCCGUUUGUGUUAAGCAAAGUUCUCUACAGACUUUAUUUUUGUACAAUAUGCAUUUUAUAAACUUUUUAUGAAAUAAAGCUUCUUUCUAUUGUUA
Crotalus tigris (Tiger rattlesnake) is the source of this 7819-nucleotide messenger RNA. It is a transcript of the gene GDNF, whose product is annotated as glial cell derived neurotrophic factor. NCBI's taxonomy places the organism in Eukaryota, Metazoa, Chordata, Lepidosauria, Squamata, Viperidae. Gene Ontology annotation, biological process: peripheral nervous system development; positive regulation of branching involved in ureteric bud morphogenesis; negative regulation of neuron apoptotic process. The coding region runs from base 327 to 983 and encodes 218 amino acids. Gene Ontology annotation, molecular function: glial cell-derived neurotrophic factor receptor binding; growth factor activity; receptor tyrosine kinase binding. The transcript has 3 exons. The record is from RefSeq and is a predicted model, not a curated record.